Messenger RNA from Theileria parva strain Muguga, 1274 nucleotides. RefSeq names its product 50S ribosome-binding GTPase family protein (gene engB). Bases 1 to 1233 code for a protein of 410 amino acids. NCBI's taxonomy places the organism in Eukaryota, Apicomplexa, Aconoidasida, Piroplasmida, Theileriidae. The record is from RefSeq and is a predicted model, not a curated record. Gene Ontology annotation, molecular function: GTP binding. The transcript is spliced from 5 exons.
AUGCUUCUUUACAAUAGAUUCUUAUUAAGCAAAUUUGAGCCUGAUGUUGUAAAAAUUAAUUUUUCUAAGACCAUUUUAAACAACAUUCUAUCAAACUCAAUAGGAAAUCCAACUACAAGAGAUGAAAUAAUUCAUUAUAAAAGAGCCCGAAAGUUGAAUAAACUGUCGCCUCUUAUUUUUAACAGAUAUAAACCUAAGGUUAAGCUAUUGGCGUCCACUCUGAGUUCUGAUUCCUUUCCUCGAAACCAGAUUCCUGAGAUUUGCAUAUUCGGUGCUUCUAAGUCUGGCAAAUCUAGCCUUUUGAAUGCCAUUUUAAACAAACCAAAUUUAUCAAAAGUUCAAUUCAAGACUAACAAAUUACACUUCUUUCAGGUUGGAGGAAGUAAUGGUAUUGUGAUGUUGGUUGAUAUGCCAAACUGUAUUAAACAGAACAAACCCGACGAGAAUUUAAAGAAUGAGAAGAUAUUGGAAAUUUGCUUAAAUUACUUAAAGUACCGAGAAAACUUGGUAUUGACCAUUAUCAUAAUCGACUCUUUAAAAGGGAUCACUAGUGAGGAUCUACACAUUAUAAACUUCUGCAACCAUAACCGAUUAAACUUUUUAGUUGUCUUAAACAAGUCUGACUUAUUCAAACCUGUAGAACUAACUAAGAAAAUACAAACGAUGGAAACUCAACUAAACUCGUUUAAAUACAAGAUAAAUAACAUUGUCCCAGUAUCCUCAACUAAACUCCAAAAUAUUAACCAAUUACAUCAAAUUUUGACUGAUUUCAUAAAUAACACCAAGAGCAACACCGACUCCCAAAUCGCCACUCCCAAAGGCACUCGGCUCCCUAAAAUUAAGAACAUUAACACUCCUACUAAUAACUUGUUGGAUCAAGCCAAUUCCGUUGAAAAUGAUUUGGUACCUAGUAAAGAAGAUGACGGUUUUCCCAAUGAGAUGUGUGUCAACACUCAAAUCAAACCUAUCAACUUGCCUAAUAACGACAACGUAUUCAUUAAAUUGAACAUAAAUAUCAACGAUUUGGUCAAGGCCAGUGAUGAUUCCAUUUCCAAUACCAGUAGUUUAGUGACUUCUACCAGUCCUUCACCUGCCAGUGAAGUGGAUGAAAUGAAGUCUUUAUUUGAUGCCAAGUGUAUGAAUGCCUUAACUACCAAGUAUAGAGUAAACAAAUUAAAACUGAACACGAGUUAUAAGAGAAUAUUCAAGCUAUACAGGUCAAAACAACUUUAAGUUUAAUAAUUAACACAACUAAUAAUAUUUUUAAUGUAUAA